AUUUGUAAUCACUAUAUAUAGAUGAAGAAAUGGCAGUUUUGUGUAUCCCAUUUCGAACACAAUUUUAUCAGUUAUAUAUAGAUGAAGAAAUGCAGAGCCCUCUUUAUAAAUUUGUUUUUUGCUUUGUCGUGAUGUAUCUGUUAAUCAUAACAGCUUCUAGUACUACAGCUGAAUCUGAUGGCUCGUCAGGUGAUGCGCCUCCUCCGGCCACCAGUGACGCCGGAGGCGGCGACAUCAGUGUUGGUAGUGAUUCUGACGGUUUGUCAGGUGAUGCGCCUCCUCCGGCCACUAGUGACGCCGGAGGAGGUGGCGACAGUGGUGGUAGUAAUUCUGAUUUUCCGUCAGGUGAUGCGCCUCCCCCCCCGCCGCCGCCCAAUGAAGGAGGAGAUGGUAAUGAGCCACCACCAUCGAAAGAUAUCCCGCUUUGGAAAAUCAUCCCCCAGAAUGCACCGCCUCCACCAAAGUACCCUGACUAUUUCCCACCAAUUUUGCCGUGGUAUCCUCCGCCCACGCCGACGGAUGGUAAUACUAAAAGUGAUGACCCAUCCCAAGUGCCAAAUAUGGAAGGAGGGCAAGGGACACCUUCGACUACUGAUCUGUUUCAUCAGUUCCAUUCAAGCACUACUACUCCCAGUUGCAGCUCGAGAUGGUUAUCUCCGACCACUUCUGUUAAAAAUGCUUGGCCAACCACUUUGUCCCUCGUCAUCUUCGUCAUGGUCGUAUAUUUCUCAGCGCCUUAAAUUAUUUCACAUUGAGUUUUAAAAUUUAUUAUAUUUACUACAAAUUUUGAAAUUUAAUGUGAUGUAUGUUUUUUUG
Oldenlandia corymbosa var. corymbosa is the source of this 816-nucleotide messenger RNA. NCBI's taxonomy places the organism in Eukaryota, Viridiplantae, Streptophyta, Magnoliopsida, Gentianales, Rubiaceae. The record is from the annotation of a GenBank genome assembly.